AUGCGAAAACAACUAGAUCAGCGCAUACCAACGCUGCUUCGCAACAAUGUCGCCCUCAACCACCGCUCCUUCUUUGUCCUGGUGGGCGACCGUGCUCGCGACCAGGUGGUGAAUCUGCACUUUCUCCUCUCGCAAUCGCGGCAUACAUCCAGGCCCAAUGUCCUGUGGUGCUACAAGAAGGAUCUCGGCUUCACCACUCACCGCAAGAAGCGGGAGCAGAAGAUCAAGCGUGACAUCAAGCGAGGGAUCAGGGAGAAGGGCGACUCGCAAGACCCAUUCGAGCUCUUCGUCGGCGUCACCGACAUUCGCUACUGCUACUACAAGGACACGCCCAAGAUCCUCGGACGAACCUUUGGCAUGCUCGUCCUGCAGGACUUCGAGGCAAUGACGCCCAACAUGCUGGCGCGGACCAUUGAGACAGUCGAGGGAGGUGGUGUCGUGGUUCUCAUGCUGAGAACGAUGUCGUCGCUCAAGCAGCUCUACCAGAUGGGAAUGGACGUCCACUCCAAGUACCGCUCGGCCAUUGACCCCUCAACACCAGUCGCACGCUUCAACGAGCGCUUCCUCCUCUCUCUCGGCGCCAACACCGAUACCCUUUUGUUGGACGACGAGCUCAAUGUGCUGCCGCUGAGCAAGGGCAAGGAUAUCCAGGCAAUUGAGGGCAGCGGGUCUGUACCCAAGGAGUCGGAGUCGCAGUUGGCGAAGCUGCGCCAGGACAUCGGCGAGGACGCGGGGGUCACUCAGGUCGUCAAGAGCUGCAAGACGAUGGACCAGGCUAAGGCGCUGUUGAGCAUUCUAGACGUUCUUUCGGCGUCGUCCCUGUCCGCCACUGUCACAUUGACGGCCGCCAGAGGUCGCGGAAAGUCGGCGCUGCUCGGUCUGGCAAUAGCAGCGGCAAUCGCGCAUGGCUACUCGAACAUCUUUGUCACCUCGCCAUCCCCGGAGAACCUCAAGACGCUCUUCGAGUUCGUGUUCAAGGGGCUGGCCGUGCUGGGCUACGAGGAGACGGCAGACUGGAGCCUGCAGCGGGGCAGCGGAGAGUGGAAGGACGUCGUCGUGCGCGUCAAUGUCUUCCGCAACUCCCGCCAGACGAUCCAGUACAUCGACCCCAACGACUCGCAUGUGCUGGGUCAGGCGGAGCUCGUAGUCAUCGACGAGGCGGCGGCCAUCCCCCUGCCAACGGUCAAGAAGCUGUUGGGCCCUUACCUCGUCUUCUUGAGCAGCACCAUCAAUGGCUAUGAGGGGACGGGGCGCAGUCUGAGCCUCAAGCUAAUCGAGCAGCUGCGACAAGGCGCCAGUGGCGCUGCGGGAUCUAGUGGCGCGGGACCCUCAGCGCUGCGCUCGCUCAAGGAACUCACCCUCAACGAGCCCAUCCGCUACUCGCCCGGCGACAACGUCGAGUCGUGGCUCAACCAGCUCCUCUGUCUCGACGCCAGCCUCUCCAAGACUCCGUCAAAAUCGACGUCGGCGCAUCCCUCGUCGUGCAACCUGUUCCUUGUCAACCGCGACGCCCUCUUUUCCUACCACCCGGCGUCGGAGCUCUUCCUCCAAAAGAUGAUGGCACUGUACGUGGCAAGCCAUUACAAAAACUCGCCCAAUGAUUUGCAGCUCAUGAGCGAUGCGCCUGGGCACCGCUUGUUCGUGUUGCUGGCCCCGCAACCGCCCAACGCUACGACGCUGCCGGAGCCAUUGGCGGUGCUCCAGGUGGCACUCGAGGGCAACAUUGCGCGGCAGUCGGUGCUACAAUCGCUUUCUCGCGGAGAGCGCUCGUCGGGCGACUUGAUCCCGUGGUCCCUCUCCCAGCAGUUCCAGGACUUUGACUUUGCGAGCCUCAACGGCGUGCGCGUAGUCAGGCUGGCGGUUCACCCGCAGUAUGCUCAGAGUGGGUACGGCACGCGAGCGCUGGAGUGUUUGAGACAGUAUUACGCGGGGGAUCUGGUGGACGUCGACGCUAUUGCGGAGAGAGAGGCAAAGGCGAUCUCGGCGGGUGAGGAGACGCUACAAGAUGUGGCGCAGAGGGGAACGAAUGACGGUCUGCAGAGCGAGACGAUUGCGUUGCGCGACGCCAAGCGUAUGCCGGCGUUGCUUCAGCGCCUGUCGGAUCGCCGUCCAGAGCCCAUCGACUGGCUGGGCGUGUCGUACGGCCUCACGCCGCAGCUCUUCCGCUUCUGGAAGCGUAAUGGCUAUACGCCGCUCUACAUUCGACAGGGCAAGAACGACUUGACGGGCGAGCAUACGGCGGUGAUGCUGCGCGGCGUUGGGGACGAGGAGCUGCCGUGGUUGGGUGCGUUCGCUGCGGACUUCCAGCGUCGCUUCGCAUCGCUGUUGGGCUACCAGUUCAGGGGAUUGGGAGCGUCGACCGCUUUGGCCAUCUUUGAGGCUGCGGGGAACGUGGCCAACGCGGGCGAGCCGCUCACGCCAGCCGAGUUGCGCGCGACACUCACGGCGUUCGACCUCAAGCGGCUCGAAGCGUUUGGCAACAACAUGGUCGAGUACAGCGUGAUCCUCGACCUCCUCCCGACGCUCGCGCAACUCUACUUUACAGGCAAAGUGCGACAGGAGGACGGCGAGGCGACGCUCAAGCUUACGGCGCUUCAGUCUGCGCUUCUACUCUCGAUUGGUCUGCAACGCAAGGAGCCUUCGGAGGUGAUUGCGAGCGAGUUUGAGCUGCCUGUUCAGCAGGGCGUGGCUUUGCUGGGCAAGGCGGUGCGUAGGCUCGUGGAGUGUCUGCGCGUCGUGGAGCGCAAGGAGCUCGAGGCUGAGGCACAGGAUGAGUGGGCAGAGGCCGAGAAGCGGUUGGCGAGUGGGGCCGAGGGCCUGAACACGGUGGUGAGCAUUCGAAAGAGCGGCGACGGCGUGAGCGUGGACGAUGCGGAGGAGAGUACGGCCAAGAAGAGGAAGAGUGGUGGCGAGGGGCGCGGUGCGGGGAAGAAG
Messenger RNA from Jaminaea rosea, 2934 nucleotides. Its product is annotated as DUF699-domain-containing protein. Gene Ontology annotation, molecular function: tRNA binding; ATP binding; 18S rRNA cytidine N-acetyltransferase activity. The record is from RefSeq and is a predicted model, not a curated record. The annotation marks the transcript as partial. Gene Ontology annotation, biological process: rRNA acetylation involved in maturation of SSU-rRNA. NCBI's taxonomy places the organism in Eukaryota, Fungi, Basidiomycota, Exobasidiomycetes, Microstromatales. The transcript is spliced from 4 exons. Gene Ontology annotation, cellular component: nucleolus; 90S preribosome.